Chlamydomonas reinhardtii is the source of this 3733-nucleotide messenger RNA. RefSeq lists its product as uncharacterized. The transcript is spliced from 12 exons. NCBI's taxonomy places the organism in Eukaryota, Viridiplantae, Chlorophyta, Chlorophyceae, Chlamydomonadales, Chlamydomonadaceae. The record is from RefSeq and is a predicted model, not a curated record. Bases 245 to 2995 code for a protein of 916 amino acids.
CCCAACACGCAAUGAGACCUGGCAGUUUGGUUUUGCGUUGAUAAACUUCAUCCGCUGCGAUCCAUAGCCUACGCCGGCGCUUCAGUUCUGCUUUAAGCAAAGUUUCAUUGGGCUUAAAUAAGUUUGAAGGCCGGUGACCAUCGGCAGCCCGCCACGAGCCCCCUUCCAACCCUGGCACUUCUCCGCUCCUGGAAACCUUGAAUGCGCGCGGCUCUUCGACCAUAACAUAGCGGUUUCCUAAGGUAUGAACAGCCACAGCUGGCGAAGGCAGUUGUCCCCGGACGCACACGCGCCAUGGGCACUCACAGCUAGCGGCCUGGCAUGGUUUGCUGGAGCCGCCCGUGCGCCCAGCCCCUGCCAACUCUCAGCGCAGCCAAGCGAAUCGCAAUCUCAGCAGCAGCAUCUGCCGCGAGGUACAGGACGCGAACGCACAGAACGAGUUCUGACGCACCACCGGCCGCGGAAGCCGGCGCUGCGGCCAGGGUCGCUGCUGCACUCUUGCGUGCUGUCGCUGCUCCUGCUCCUUCUGCUUCCGCCCGGGGCACUGGGCGCUAGCGCGCCCGCGGGCGCGGCCCGGGGCCAGCGUAGCCGCUUGUUUGGCGCUGAGGGCCGCAUGCUCCGCACCGCGGUCGGGCACUUGCAGCAGAAGGCACACAAGCAGCCACCACAGCUCGGGGCAUCUGUCGACGCUGCUGGCAUACGAGUGCCGGGGAGGGGCUUGCGCCAGGCCAUGCAAGCCGGAACCGCAGGGGACGCAACAGAGCAGCAGCAACAGCCGGCAGUAGCCGACCAACAAACAGCGGCUGACCGCCAGAUGACAUCAGCAGAUGCCGUGCUGGCGGCACUGCGGCGCUUCGCCUAUCUUGACGGAGCCGCCGCAUCCGAAGCGGUGGCCGCGGCGGAGGCCGAGGCUGGCGGCACCGGCAUCGCCCCGCCCGCCCCCGCCGCCUCCGGGGAAUCUGGAACCGCGCAGCAGCCGCCUCCGCCACGGCGGGCGUCGCAGCUGCCGCAGCCUCGCAGCGUCAUCUUGAGUCACCUGCGUCACGCCGUCGCCAUGCCGUCAACCACCAAGCUCCGAGCCGUGCUGGAGCUGCGCAGCGGCGCCGGCCGCUGGCUGGCAGCUCACACCGCCGCUUACGCCGCCCUGAACGGCUCCUGUUUAGGCGCCUGGGCCGCCGGCGCCAACGCCUUCCUGGAGGUCAUCCUGCGCCGCCACUACGGCCUGGAGCUACAGCCAGUGGCAGUAGCAGCGGCGGCGGGCGCAGGAGGAGGAGGAGGAGGAGAGCGUGGUUUGCUACAGCCAACGGCGGCAGGCGCGGGUGCGGAUGCGGAUGCGGGUGCGGGUGCGGACGCUGCACAGCAGGCGCAGCAGCAGCCGCAGUCGCAGCAGCAGUCCCGACGGGCGACACUGCAGCAGGCCGCUACCGUCGGGGUGGUCACAGGCGCGGUGCCGGGCACAGCGGCGGUGGCGCCGCGCUUCCGGACCGUGCCGGCGGCAGCCAUGGCGGCCACCGCCGCCAGCGGGGGUGCAGGCGGUGCCGUGCGCGGCAACGCCGGCGGUGGCGCCAUGCAGGCGGCCCGAAUGCCGCUGGCCCCCGCACCCGGCCUGCCGCUGCUGCGGCGUGUAUUGCUGUCUCAGCUGGUGGCGGCAUGGCUGACUGGGGACGUGUGCGAGUCAGACCUGGGGUCGGGGGCAGCAGGAGCAGGAGCAGGGGCGGCAGCAGGGGGGGCAGCAGGGGCAGGGGCGGCAGGAGAGCCAGGCGAAGCGGGGGCCGGUGCUGCGCCUGCUGCACUUUUGGCACGCAUGUUUGCGCUGCUGUACGCAAUUCACCGCCAGUCUGUGGAGGCGCGGGGCGUGUUGCAGCACCUGCACAUCAGCAAGAGCGGCGGCACCAGCUGGGGCGAGGCGGCGGGCGCCAACGGCUGCGUGUCGCCGCCCACGCUGGGCAAGCACGUGCGGGGCUUCAGUGACGAGUGCCGCUGGAUCGACAUGCCCGCCUACCUGGCCGUCAGCAGGGGCCACCGCAUCCUGUGGGGCCGCUGGGGUAUGGUGGAGCGGCCUGACACGGCACGAACGUGCCGGCAGCGCUUCGCGGCAGUGGCAGCGCCUGACGCCGGCUAUAGCUUCAUCAGCAACGAGUACACAUUGCUGGCCGGGGAUGGAGGGAUGUACGACGCGCACCUGUGUCCCCAGUUUGUGAACGUGGUCACUGUCAGGGAGCCGCUGCGGCGCCAGCACAGCCACAUGCGCUUCAUGCUGACGCUCAUAAAGGCCUACUGGCUGAAGCGCAACCCGGACGACGGCGAGGACGUGUUCCACAACGUCGUGUGCGGAGCCAACGCCUCCUUCGUACGACAGCUGGCGCCGCCCGUGGCCGACAACUACAUGCUGCGCUCCUUCCUGGGUGAGCGCGGCUUCCACAGCCCGCUCGGCACCCUGGGACCGGAGGCGGUGGCGGCGGCGUCCGACCAGCUCUUGCAGUUUGAUCUGGUGCUGGACCUGGACGCGGUGGGAGGCGGGGGCAGCAGAGGAGGAGGAGAAGGAGGAGGAGGAGGAACAGGAGAAGGAGGAGGAGGAGGAACAGGAGGUGGUGGAGGAGGAGGAGCAGGUGGCGGGGCGGCGGCGGUGAUGGCGUUGGGUCUGGGCUGGAACGCCACGCUGGCAGAGUCCCACACGCUGGCCACGGACUCGCUGCACUACCACCGCAAGCUGGACUACCGCACCUGCCACCCCGCAGAUGAGGCGCUGAGGGAGAUACGCGCAGCGCAGGGGCCAGACCGCCAGUUGUACAGCUUCGCCCGGGUGGUCAACCAGCUGGAUGUGAUGUGGCUGGAGGCGGCGGCGGAGCUGACGGCAGGUGUGGCGCCGGCAGCGGACACGGCCGGCCUCAUGAGGUGCGGCUGGCUGCACCGGGGCGCUAACGGCUCGGCAUUGGCGGCGGCACUGGGGCCGCAGCGGCUGCAGCACUGGCUGCACCCGCUGAUGGCCGCAUGAGGAGCUGGCGGGGGCUGCGGGCAGUGAGGGUGAUAGAGCAGGAGGGGAAGGGCAGGAGAGUUGGGAAGGGGUGCUGGGGCUUGUGUGGUGGGUCGUGGGGCAAAGUACGAGUGUGCGCGCGAACGCACAAGCUUCGGGGCUGCCGUGAUGUGGCAUGAAUGCAACAUUCAUACAGAUGGUACCGGUAUGAAGGUCAGGGCAUGUUAAGCAUAUGCAUCGUCUCCUUGUGGGUAUGGAUGUGGUGUGGGGGUGGGUGGAAGACGGUGUUAGGUGUGAAGCUCUUGUUAUAUCUGCAUGAGGGGCACAUGAGGGUGGUUGCAGACAUGGCCUUACGGACCAGCAUGAGCGAGACUGGUGCGUGAUUGCGUGUGCAUGCAUGCGUGCGGUUGAGCCCCCCCCCCUGGCGGUAGACACGUGUCGCAGCUGUAGCCGUGGAGGUAGACACGUCCACGGCGGUAGACACAUGGGAUUUUGAACCGCGCUUCUAUGGAGUGUAGACGUUUUGGCGCAGGUUUGCCGGUACGGUAUUUUCGGACGUCUUGGGGGUUUGGGGGCUUGCCCCUAGGAGUCUGCUGAUACGCCUGACAGCCAGUGGCCAAGUGGCCACCCCUUUGCCCUGGCCAAGGCCAUGUGUUUUCGUGAUACGUACAUGCGGUACAGCUCAGGGGUACAGCUGCAAUCCAUUUGACGCACGCGGUGCGGCUGCUUCCACACGCGCUGGGGCGGAUGCGAGACAUG